Acytostelium subglobosum LB1 is the source of this 1005-nucleotide messenger RNA. RefSeq lists its product as hypothetical. Lineage: Eukaryota; Evosea; Eumycetozoa; Acytosteliales; Acytosteliaceae. The transcript is spliced from 5 exons. The record is from RefSeq and is a predicted model, not a curated record. Gene Ontology annotation, cellular component: mitochondrion. Gene Ontology annotation, molecular function: [acyl-carrier-protein] S-malonyltransferase activity. The annotation marks the transcript as partial. Gene Ontology annotation, biological process: fatty acid biosynthetic process.
AUGAAGAGAAUAGCACUACUAUUCCCUGGACAGGGAAGUCAGACUGUUGGCAUGGCUAAAGAUUUGGUCACUAGCUUCCCUUAUAUACGGCCUUUGUUUGAGGAGGCUGAUCGUCUACUUCAGAUGUCUUUGUCCAAUGUGAUGUUCAAUUCGCCAAUGGAUGAGCUGAAACAAACAGAGAUCACUCAACCAGCUGUAUUGCUACACUCUUAUUCGAUACUAAAGAUAUUGGAACAAGAGUUGAUAGCAACACCAAUAGACAAUAGAGUUGAUUUUGUGUUGGGACAUUCACUUGGUGAAUACACAUCACUGUUGGCCGCAAGAUCAAUCACAUUUGAACAAUGUCUACCAUUGGUGCAUCAUCGUGGUCAACUGAUGAAGCAGAUGAAACAAGGCAAAAUGGCUGCUGUCCUAUCAAGGGAUGACAUGUUAACACCUGGCUCAACUCUUGAUCGAAUCAAAGAGUACACACAACAACUAUAUAGACAGGACCCAGUCAAUGAUAUAUGUGAUGUAUCAAACAUCAACUCUCCAAAUCAAAUAGUGAUCAGUGGUACAGUGUCUGGUGUAGAUAAGACAAUGUCGAUGUUGAAAGAACAAAGACUUUGUAGGUCAAUCAAACAGUUGGAAGUCAGUGCAGCAUUCCAUAGCAAACUGAUGUUACCAUGCUCCCAAGAGUUUGAGAGCAAGCACUUGAACAAUAUCAACUUCAAACGACCAAACUACCAAGUGAUCUCAAAUGUUACCAGUCGACCAUACAUUGAGGCAGCAGAUAUUAAACCAUUGCUAUCAAGACAAUUGGUAGAGACUGUGAACUGGGUAUCAUCCAUUCAAUACUGUUUGGAUGGUUGGAAAUCAAAAGAAGCAGAGACUGGAAAUGCUGGACAUUUAUUUGUCGAGAUUGGUCCAUCCAGUGUCUUGACACAACUAUUGAAACAAAUCAGUCCACAAUCAGAGUACAUUAAUAUAUCAACAACGGAAGAUAUUAGAAAGUUCAUCAAAAUG